GGCUUAGCUAGUUGUUCAACAUCAUCAAAAGCAAAAGGUAACAACUAUACAGAGGUGCUCAGAGAAAGGAGUGUCAGAUUUUGAGAGCCAGUACAUGUAUCUUUAAGUUUGAGUUUGAGUCUACAUUAUAGAUAAUACAUACAUGUUUUAAUAAAAUGGUCGACGUACGUUGAUGUCGCGAGUUAAAUAAUAUAUAUAAGGUACUUUUUAUUUUUUUAUUUUUAAUAAUAUAAAUAAAUAUAUAAAAUAAAUACGUGGGUUCGGAGUAUGGGAGCAUCAGUAUUGUGAUUGUGCGUGCAGUGACUUGGUUUAUUAAUUUAAACUUACGCUGGUGAGGUAGAUUUGUAUUUUGGAUAAGGUGGCGAUACUUAGUAAGUACCUGUCAUCGCGGCUUUCCCUGGCAACAAGUGUCGUUUCCACCUCCGGAAAUAAUAAUAAAUCGACUGUUGGCCCGUGCCUUAGACGCUCAUAUUUGGUGACAAUUUGAAUUUUAUAAGUAAAUUUUAAAAUAAAUUUAUUGGCAACAUGGAAAAACGACAGGAAGGACUCGCUCCGUUUUCAUCAGAUGAGUGCCCCAACAGCGGAGAAGACAGUGACGAAGAUGUGAUAACGGAUUACUUGGGCUCGGAAAUAACAGAUUGCAGUCAUGUGUCUGUCGUUAAUGGUGAGUUGGCGAGGAUGAAUCUUGAUGACGGCAGUCAUACCAACGCUGAAUAUACCAAAGAUAAUCCGGAUAUCGUCAUGUCUGAGACCGGAGAAGAUCAACGUCAUCCAGACCCCCCGAGGUUCGAAGUUAACAUUCGCAACCAGAAUCCGCUGGUUCCUAUUAUCAGCGUGACUCCUCAUUCUCCGGGUCUAGCAAAGCAUUAUCCUGUUCUAGAAGACAAUCUCCAACAGCUUCAUGAAAUUCACAACAGUAUUCAGCGAAUGCGCGACUUGACACUUUGCACCCUAGGGUACGGGAACCGUUUGCUGCAGAACGAACAAUUACAGCGACUAAGUUCAUCAUGUCCAUCACUCUGUCCUUUGAGUUUGUCAGGCAUCAAAGGACGUACUGGUGAUCGUGGUGGUCCUGGUCCUGGUUCAGAUCCCGAUCUUGCUAAUUGUUCGACCAACAGUUCGCCGACGCAUUUUCCAAAUAACGCUGCUCAAUUACCACCUUCUAUGUUGGGCGUCGAUCGACGCCGCAGUUGGACUGAUCUUGAAGAAACUCGACAUCGUCAUCGGUGUCAAGUUCAAAAUCAUUUACAAGCACAAAAUAUGCGGCAACGCAGCAUCAGUCUGAGUAGUCUAGAUAGCGAAAUGGACCUUGAAUCAGACGGUAAAUCACGUUCCCCUUGUGCAGGAGUUACUAAUAGAUCGUGUAGAUCCCAAACAAGUACUCACUCACUCAACGAAGCCGACCUUGUUCAGAUUGACUUACAGAAGCUCGCGGUCAAAAGAGGCAAUCAAAGGUCAACGGAAACAUCAAACUUACUACCAGGGGUCACAGGAUCACGUUUACCCCUUCAAAAAUCAAUUUCCACGCCAUCAAUCAUCACCCCACCUGGACAAACUUUACUCGCCGAGUCAGGAUCACGCGCAACCCCCUCCUUAGCUGCCAGACGACUUGAAAGAAACGAGAAAGGUAGUGGAAGUGAGACUGAGACUGAGGACCUCCAUACAGCCCAUAGUCAUCACCACCCAUUCCACGAAGACUUAAUACGUCAAGAUUCCGCUAAUGUUCAAGCCUCUCUCGACGAGCUUAUGACCGAUGGAACGGCUUACGAUGAUCAGCACUCGGAAAAAACACGUAGGAAGAGAGGCUCAUUAUUUUUCCGUAAGAAAAAAGACAAGAGUGGGAAGAAACCUAGUCCGCAGUCCCAUCAUUGGAUAACAAUGAAUACUGGGACUCAGGGAACUGUUGUUUGCGAUAUUUGCAUGAAACAGCUCAGCAAUAAAACCAUUAUACAGUGUGAAAUUUGCGGAGCGACAGUACAUCAGAACCAGGCAUGCCGCGAUCAAGCGUCGACGGAAUGUUCAAAGACAAAGAGUACCAAAGGUGCUAUUAAAUCAAUAUCAAAUGUUUCAAUAGCUUCGAGUGUAGGGCACGUAAAACGCGGCUCGACGGCUUCCCUGCCGCCCUCAAGCUCUUCUGGCACCACCAAGGAAAUAACCACCAAGAAAACAGUGACGAGCUACAGCCCUUGGCGGCGUGUUGCCACCAAGCUCGGAGUCAAUCAAAUAAUCAGCGAGGAAAAAGACGGAGAUACUGGACAUCGAGAUAUUGUUAGCGGAUGGGAAGAGUUUGACUUUGGAGAUGACGUACACUUGCUGACAAUCAGCGACAUUGAGGGGCUGGAUCCUGAAUUGAAGUUGGGCGGAGAUGAACCAGAUUCUUGGAGCGCGUCGAUUGGCCGUAGCGAAGCGUUGAGACUUGUUGACAAUAAUGACCGUGAAGUAAAACGUCAAGAGCAUAUUUAUGAAUUCGUGCUUACAGAGAAGCACCACUGUCUUGUACUACUGGCGAUGGACAGAAUAUUUGCCGAAGGAUUGAGAAGACAUUUUCGUCUGGGCGCGGCAGAUCUCGAACGAAUGUUCCCGCGGCUGCGUGAUUUAAUAGACAUACAUUUGCGUUUUUUAUUAAAGUUACGCAAACGUCAAAGUGCUAAUCCUGUUGUGCCGACAAUAGCUGACAUACUUGUUGAUCAGUUUUCAGAUGAAAACUCGUCGCGUAUGACCAGCGCUUACGGUGAAUUCUGCAGCCGGCAUCGCGAUGCUGUUGAUACUUACAAGUAUUAUUUACGGUUGGACGCAAGAUUUGCACGGUUUGUUAAACUAUGUCAGACUAAUCCUUUGUUGAAAAAGAAAGGGAUACCAGAAUGUAUUUUAUUUGUAACGCAACGUUUGACAAAGUAUCCAUUGCUCGUUGAACCGUUGAUAAAAACGGGUACAGUUAAUGAGGAAAAAGAAAACCUACGGCAGGCAUUAAAUCUUGUUAAGCAGAUACUCGGCGACGUUGAUGCCUGCGUCGCUGACAAGGAACGAGAGGACAGAAAACUCGAGAUCUAUAAUCGCAUUGACGCCAAAUCAUUUGCUCAUCAUCGCGGCGUUAAAUUCAAAAAAUCAGAUCUUAUGGCAUUUAAUCGGGUUCUGAAGUUUGAGGGGACCGCGUAUCUGAUGCAGGGCCGAGGAAAAAUGGUACCAGUCACCGUAGUAGUGCUGUCAGAUGUAUUAUUAUUUUUAGCUGAAACACGAGAUCAAAAGUAUGCUUUCUUUGUACCUGAUAAUAAAGCCGGUGUUGUGUCAUUGCAAAAGCUAUUGGUCCGUGAAAAGGCUGGUCAGGAAUCUCGUAGUAUCUAUGUUAUCAGUAGCAGUCCCUCUGAGCCAGAAAUGUUUGAGCUUAAAGUACAGAAACCAAAAGACAAACAUUUGUGGAUAACGGCAAUACGUUCAGCUGUUGAGGCUUGCCCACAGGACUACGAAAAUGACGCUCUUGAUGAAGGCUCUAUUGGUGACAUACCCGGUACUAGGUCAUCAUCAGCCUCCACUUUGUCUAUUGACGAACGACAGCGUAUUGCUAAAGCCAAGGAGACUCAUAUACUGCGAAUAAUAAGUGAGUUGAGGAAAAAAGACACCGAGCAGGCGCUUUUGUUGGAGGAAAAAAUGGCUCUGCAGAUGAGACUGGUCUACGAAGCCAGCGAGGGCAACGAAAAUGACAAUGAGGCGGAAAAAACUGAGCGCAAUGAAAAUACGCCCGAUUACACGCGACUCUGUCGCGGCGAUGGUUCAGAUUCGUCGCAAGUGUGGCAAGAGGUUGUAGUGGCGGUACAAGAAGCGACGCGUCUUGCAAGUUCUUUGUCAUAUGGAGCCGGCGGCGGUUCAUUGUCACGAAGUUUGAGCUCUGCUGGUGAACGACACAGUGAAGCUUAUAUACCUCCAGCUCUUUGUAUUCCACGGCGGGCAGAAACUUUUGCUGGGUUCGAUAACAAUAAUAAAGAACGAUAUCCAUGGCGAGAUUCAGCUGCGCUACAUUCCGUUAUGACUCCACCGAAAACAAGCGAAUUUGUAAAAGAAACAGAGAAUAAAAAAGAGGGUGACGCUCAUGAAGUAAACAGAGAUCAGCAAUUAGCCGCAAUAAGACUUUCGCACUACAUAUACACAUUACUCUGCAUAAUAAGCAAUCAGAUGACAACAAUAGACAGCCUGCAUGCCCAAUUGGCAGCGUGCAAAGACGGAGGAGGUAAAUCGACCAACAGCCGGCCGAAUCCUAACCGUCAGUUGGAGGAGUUGAGAAACUUGCAAGACCAGUUGAGUCGCGAGAAGGCUGCGUUCCGGGCGGCCACCCAGCAGGAGCGGAAGGAGUUGUCCGAAGAGCGUGCAGAAUUAACGAGACUGAGGGAACAAGUUGCUGCAGAGCAGCUGGACGUAACAAACCAACGUGAUCAAUUGUAUCGACGACUCGAGGCAUUGGAACGCUCCGGUGUCGUAACAACUCCAACUGUUUGUUCAAAUGCAACUCACGUGUCACACGUCAGUCAGUCCAGCGACACUCUUCAGUCACGCAAGUCGUUGCCCGACGCUAAGAGAAUACCCUUGAACUUAAUCAGUGCUACUAAUCAACAGAAAGCACCAAGCAAUCUUCCACCUGUUAAACAACAAUUACCACUUAAACUCGCCAGCGGUACCAACAACAAUAGUACAAGGAGUGCCAGCACCGGAUCUAAUAACAGCCCGGAUCGUCACUCAAGGACGAGUAGUAGCCCCGCCGCAGUGGUCACCAGUUCGGCCUACUCAUCUCCAGAAUUGGGUCACAAUCAUUAUCUCCACCAUCAUCAACAUCAGCAUCAGCACCAGCAUCAUAACAAUGGAAACCACUCAUUACUAUCAUUAUCCUCAUCCUUAUCACCUAAUCGCUCGGCUCGCACUACCCGGUCAUCAGCGGAAUCAUAUCACCAGCAGCCGCAACCCCAGCAGCAACAACCGCUGGCACCGCAACCACAUCAACAGCGUGCAGAGCCGCAGCAACCACUCGAAGAGGAAGUUAUUUUUUUCUGACGAUUCUUUCGGUUCGGUCGUAAACACAGCCGACCACCCCGCGCAUCGACAAACGCACCCGGGACGCCCACCUCGACGCCAACUCCAUCCCGCAGCCCGUCUAAAGAGGCCCAAUCACGAAGCCGGGUUAAAUCAUUUUGACUUCCAAUAUUUAAAACUGAUAGUUAAUGUAUUGUACAGUAAAUAAGGUCAGUGAGUUUUUUAUUAUUUUAGUUAUUUUGGUACUGACGUUAAUUAACUGAUGGAUAAUUUGCUUUUGCAAAUUAUGCGGGUCGUUUAUUUUUUAAAUUUACGAUUUAUCAGCCUCGGCUUUUACUAAAAUUAUAGUAAACAAACAUAAAUAAUAAUAAUAAUAAUUUUGAAUAAUCGAUGGUUUUAAAUCAGUAAAAAAAGUCGCAAUUGAACCGAAUUGAUAGUUUAAUAAUAAUUGUAAUAAUUAAGUAUUUAAAAUGAGUAUUAAUUAACCGUUUUGGUAAUUAGUUUAGAUCAUCUUGUUGCUUAUCCUGUUAAAUCGACUGAAAGUUUCUUGAUAUACAGAUGACAAAAAUCCACAGAGUCGAUAAUUGUUGAAAAUUAUAAUAAAUAUUUAAAAUAAAAAUAUAAAUUUUUGGAGCAAUGAAACAUGAUCAGUAAUCAUACAAAUAAAUAAAUUUAAAAAAUACUUGGAAAGUUAUUAUAUAUAUAUUUAUGCCGCUUUUAUAAUUUAUGUAUGUACAUAUAUAUACUGGCAUAUAUAUGUAUGUGGAAUAAAAAUUUUUCUAUCGCCUUACUCUGUAAUUACAACUGUAAUGAUUAUUGAUUAUUAUUAUUAUUUAAAAUUAUUACUAUGAUUGCAAAUAAAAGUUUUUUUUUUUGUAAAAGAGAACGCGGGUAUUUAGCAGACAGAGUAAUAUUUUUUAAAUAAAUUUUAAAGAAAAAAUAAUAGUUGAGAGCGAUGACGAUCGAUACAUAUUACAGUAUUAAAAAAAAGUAUAUAAAUAUAUAUAUUAUUAAUAUAUGAUGAUAUAUGAUGAACGCACUGUUUAACAAAAUGAGGCAAUCAUUAUUUUAAAUCCAGCGUAAUGAUAAUCGAUUACUUCCAGUUAUGAUUUAAUGCAUUUAUUAAUCAAGACUUGACAAUUAUUACCAAUUAAAUUUAAUUAUUAAUUUCAAUAUUUUGUAUCAGAAUUCGGGUGUCGAUGGAGAGAAAUUAUGCCCGUGAUAUUGAAGACAGCAGACCUGUAGUUUUUGUAAACAAAUUAUAUAUUAUUAUGAGUAAUUAAUAUAAAUAUCAAGGGUUUAAUAUUUGACCCGGGGAAAAAAUUAAUGGCAAUAUAAAAAUUUAAUUUAUUUGAAAAAAAAAAAUUUCAAGUGUCUGCUGCUUUCGCUUCCAAAAAAUCUACAGAAAGGAAUUAAAAUUAAUAAAUAAAAAAAAACAAAUUCUUUAUCAUCGAAUGUUAGAGUAAUUGCGAUAACCGGCAACGAAUCUGCCUCUCAAUCAGCACUAACUUUAAAACUUAAUUUAUAUUUUUCUUUUACUAUUCCGCGCACGCUCCUCUAAAGACAAGUAACUGAUAAAAAAAUGAAUAUAUUUAUAUAUAAAAUAAGCUCACUUAUAUUGCAUUUAAUUUAAAAAAUGAAUAAUCAGGAUUAAGAAUGGAAAUUUGCCAAUGGAGAGGAGUAAUCCUCAAUUCCUUAUUUAUUAUAAUUAUAACAAUAAAUGAAUAAUAAUAAAUGAGGAUUGGGAAAGGCUGGCUUAUCCACUGCCAUUUGUUAUUUUAUUAUUUUACAAUAAGUUUAUAAUUUUAUUUAUUAUUAUCAGUAUCAUUGUAAUUAUAUUAUUAUAAAUAAUUAUUCCAUAAAUCAUGAUCGACAUCAAAAGACAUUGAUUAAAUUCAUUAAUUUUUUUUCAAUUAAUAAAAAAAAUAUAUCGUAUUCUUAAUUUAAUUUAAUAAAAAAUAAUUAUUUUAUUACGGCAAUGAGACUGAUAGCGGGACAGCUGAAGAAAUUUUUUAAUUUUAGUAAAGAAUUUAAUUAUAAAAUAGUGACAUUAAAUUGAAGAAAAAAAAAAAAAAAAACUUGAAAAGUAAACAUAUAAGAAAAAAUUUCAAAAAAAUUAGUGAUGAGAAAAAGUAGUGGGAUAUUUCGGUCACCAGAGAGACAGUUUUUCAAAAUAAAUUCUUCCAGAAUUUGAAAGUAUAAAAUUUAUUAAAAAAAAAAAAUAACUGAUGAUUGUCCUGCUAUUGGUCUCGUUAUACUCGAUGCUAUCGUGCAAUACUGAUUUAAAUAAUAAACGAAUAAAAGAUAAUGUUUAUAAACAUAAUCUGAGAAAACGAUUCGUACUUAAUUAUACGUAAUCUCUGUAUUAAAUAGAAAAAACU
Messenger RNA from Microplitis mediator, 7397 nucleotides. It is a transcript of the gene cyst, whose product is annotated as rho guanine nucleotide exchange factor 18. Bases 526 to 5037 code for a protein of 1503 amino acids. The transcript has 17 exons. Gene Ontology annotation, biological process: regulation of Rho protein signal transduction. The record is from RefSeq and is a predicted model, not a curated record. Lineage: Eukaryota; Metazoa; Arthropoda; Insecta; Hymenoptera; Braconidae. Gene Ontology annotation, molecular function: guanyl-nucleotide exchange factor activity.